Molecule: messenger RNA, 1833 nt
Organism: Trametes versicolor FP-101664 SS1
Lineage: Eukaryota; Fungi; Basidiomycota; Agaricomycetes; Polyporales; Polyporaceae
Product: drug:h+ antiporter
Exons: 9
Coding region: 1-1833 (610 amino acids)
Biological process (GO): transmembrane transport
Cellular component (GO): membrane
Molecular function (GO): transmembrane transporter activity
Source: RefSeq, a predicted model, not a curated record
AUGUCACACAACGACGAGAAGAAGUCCUCCUCCUCCAUCGGCAGCGAUGCUGCAUACGACGCUGGGGUACCAAAACUCGACCCCGCCACCAAGGGCGAGAUAGACGCUGAGGCCGACGCUCAUCUCGGUGUGCGGACGGUAGAAGCCGCGGAGCAAGUUUAUGGCCGCUACUCCAAGUGGUUCCUCUUCAUCGGUAUUGGCCUCGCGUCGUAUAUCUACUCGCUUGAUGGCCAGACGACGUACAGCUACCUCGCCUUCGCCACCUCCUCCUUCGACAAGCACAGUCUUAUUUCCACCAUCCAGGUCGCGCAGUCCAUCAUCAUCGCGUGUGGGAAGCCCGUCAUUGCUAAGGUUGCCGAUGUCUCGUCCCGCGGCACCUCGUACAUCGUCGUCCUGGUAUUCUACGUCAUUGGCUACAUUGUGAUCGCGUCCGCCAACGGCGUCGGCGCCCUUGCGGCUGGCAUCAUUCUCUACGCGAUGUACGUUACUGGUUACACGGGCCUGCAGUUGCUCACUCAAAUCAUUGUCGCCGAUAUCACGACGCUCAAGUGGCGAGGCCUCGUCUCCGCUUUGACCUCCGCGCCGUUCAUCAUCAACGCGUUCAUCGGCUCGAACGUCUCCACCGGUGUUCUCGAGCACUCGAACUGGCGCUGGGGCUAUGGCAUGUUCGCGAUCCUCAUCCCCGCCUCCCUCUCGCCACUCGUCAUCACGCUCUUCUGGGCCGAGAACAAGGCGCGCAAGCUUGGACUCGUUCAGGGCGCUGACGUCAAGCCGAAGGAGAAGGGCUCGCUCGUGCAGCGCGCGUGGGGCGUCGCACAGCAGCUCGACAUUGUCGGCCUCCUGCUCCUCGGUACUGCUGUUGCGCUUAUCCUGCUCCCGCUCACGCUGGCGCAGAGCGCCAAGGGCAUGUGGAACAACCCGUCGAUGAUUGCCAUGAUCGUCGUCGGGUGCAUCCUCCUCCCCGUCUUCGCGCUCUGGGACAUUUACUUCGCGACGCGCCCCGUCAUCGCGCGCCGCUUCCUUACCAACUGGUCGGUCGUCCUCGCGUCGUGGAUCGGCUUCUUCGACUUCUUCUCGUUCUACCUCACAUUCACCUACCUUUACUCCUUCGUGCUCGUCACCAAGGACUGGACGUUGAUCAACGCGACCUACUUCAGCCAGACGCAGACGGUCGGCCUUACUGUCUUCGGUAUCAUGUCCGGCUUCUUCCUGACCUGGUUCCGCCGCUACAAGUGGGUGCUCGUCGCCGGUCUCGCCAUCCGUCUCGUCGGUGUCGGCCUCAUGAUCCACUCGCGUGGCGCGGACUCGUCCGACGCGGAGAUCGUCUGGACCCAGAUCCUCCAGGGCAUCGGAGGUGGCUUCGCCGCCGUCUGCUCGCAGGUCGGCGCGCAGGCGUCCGUGCCCCACGUCGACGUCGCGAUGGUCACCGCCGUCGUCCUCCUCUGGACCGAGAUCGGCGGCUCCGUCGGUAGCGCUGUCGCCGGUGCCAUUUGGACCAACACCAUGCCCGACAAGCUCGCCGCGCACCUUCCGUCGCUCAACCAGACCGAGCUCGACACGCUCUUUGGCAGCAUCACGAGCGUCAUGGCUCUCCCCUUCGACGACCCCGUGCGCGUCGGCGUCAUCGGCGCGUACGGCGACACGAUGCGCGUCAUGCUCAUCGCCGCGACCGUGCUCGCGGUCGUCCCCCUCCUCAUCUCGCUCGGCAUGCCCAACUGGUACCUCGGCGACAACCAGAACGCGGUCGACGGGAACAGCGGCCCCGAGCCGAAGGAGGUGAAGACGGAGAAGGGCGCGGUGGCGCCGGUGGCGAGCGAGCCCUCGCAUGUGUAG